GGGAUGAGCAGCCGAGGGCAGGGAUCGGGGGGAAAUACGUUGGAGGUGGUCUGUUCCAUAUUAGGAUUCUCGGAAUGAACGCUGAGUCCCAGUGAUCCUGCGAGUGGAGACGCGACUGUGCAUCAGUAGAGGCCAGCGAACGCAAAUGUGUAGCUCAACGCACUGUAAGCAUCGUAAAACUGUCGGGACGCGGAGAGGGGGGUUGGAGGCCGAGCGGCGCCGGGGUCAUUGUUGCAUUUUUUAAGGGAGAGGCGGAGGACCGUGAAUGACUGGACCCAAGCCCAAGGCCAUGCAGUGCUCGUGGAAGGCGGUGCUGCUGCUGGUGGCGGCGUCGCUGGCCGUCCAGUACACGGCCAUCCGCAGCUUCAUCACCAAGCCCUUGGCCAUCUGCCGUGUGGCCAAGCCUCGGGACUGCCAGGCCUCCACCACCACCUCGUGCCCUCCCCAAUGGCCGCCCACCAGCCACAUCUUGGUGCUCGCCACCACCCGCAGCGGCUCCUCCUUCGUGGGGCAGCUCCUCAACCAGCACUCGGACAUCUUCUACCUGUUCGAGCCGCUCUACCACGUGCAGACGGCGCUGAUCAACACCAGCGUGAGGGUGCGCCCGCCGGCCGACGGCCGACGCCUGUUGCUGGGCGCGUACCGGGACCUGCUCCGGGGCCUGUUCGGCUGCCGGCUCCAGGAGCUCGAGGCCUACAUCAAGCCGGCGCCGGAGCUCCACCGCACACAGCGCCUCUUCCGGCGGGGAGCGAGCAGGGCGCUGUGCGCGCCGCCGGUCUGCGCAUCCCGCCCGCCCCCAGAGCCGGGGGAGGGGCAGGGGGGAGGGGCCGAGGGCGAGCGCUGGGAGGAGGGCGAGUGCGUGCGCAAGUGCGGCUCGCUCAACCUCACGCUGGCCUCGCGCGUCUGCCUCCAUCGCCACCACGUGGCCAUCAAGACGGUUCGGAUCCCCGAGGUGGGAGACCUCCGAACGCUGCUGGAGGACCCCCGCCUCAACCUCAAGGUGAUCCAGCUGGUGCGGGACCCCCGCGGCAUCCUGGCGUCGCGCAUCGACACCUUCCCCGACAGUUUCCGCGCCUGGAAGAUCUGGCGCAACAGCGGCCGCAAACCCUACAACCUGGACGCCUCGCACCUGAGCGCCACCUGCGCCGACUUCCUGCGCUCGGCCGGCACAGGCCUAGCCCGGCCCGGCUGGCUCAAGGGCAGGUACAUGCUGGUCCGGUACGAGGACCUGGCCAGGGAGCCCGAGAAGAAGACCAGGGAGAUCUACCGCUUCCUCGGGGUCUCGCUGGACGCCAACGUCAAGAGGUGGAUCCUCAACAACACCAGGGGCGCCGGUGCCUCCGGCAACCACAAAUACGCCACGGUCCGAGACUCGGCCGCCACCGCUGAAGGUUGGAGGCUCAAACUCACCUUCGACAUGGUGGAGCUGGUGCAGGACAUCUGCAACCUGACUCUGGCACAGCUGGGCUACAGAAUGGUCAACUCGGCCGAGGAGCUGAGAAACGUCUCCAUCAGUCUAGCUGAAGAUAGGACCUUCCUACCCUUUUUGUAAUUAUGAAUAGUUUGUGCCAUUUGGUGAUAUAUUUUUGAUAUCUAUUAUAUAUAAAGUGUUCUUACAUUGUUGGGUAAUUUCCCCCUGCGUACACACACGAAGAGGGUUGCCAACGUUUGUUGAAUGUAUUAUAGGAGACGUUGAUCACUCCACGCUAACAUAGACGGCACUACCAAAUAACUCAUCAACACUGUACCAUAGUUUAUGAUUAUAAUCAGGCAGCCUUUACUUUCUUAUAUGCAAAAGGUUAUUUAUUAAUUAGAACACAACGUGCUAGGAACCUACCAGAUCUGGCAAUGACCAUGGAGGGAAUGGGCAGAUAAUGUUUAAGGGUCCCUGACCUGAGAAGUCCCAGACAUGCCUUGUCACCUCAGCUAGCUCAUCUACAAUAGACAAUAGGUGCAGGAGUAGGCCAUUCCUCCCUUCUAGCCAGCACCGCCAUUCAAUGUGAUCAUGGCUGAUUAUCCCCAAUCAGUACCCCGUUCCUGCCUUCUCCCCCUAUCUAGCUCUCUCUUGAAAGCAUCCAGAGAACCUGCUUCCACCGCCGUCUGAGGCAGAGAAUUCCACAGACUCACCACUCUCUGUGAGAAAAAGUGUUUCCUCGUCUCCUUUCUAAAUGGCUUAAUCCUUAUUCUUAAACUGUGGCCCCUGGUUCUGGACUCCCCCCAACAUCGGGAACAUGUUUCCUGCCUCUAGCGUGUCCAAACCCUUAACAAUCUUAUAUGUUUCAAUGAGAUACCCUCUCAUCCUUCUAAACUCCAGAGUGUACAAGCCCAGCUGCUCUAUUCUCUCAGCAUAUGACAGUCCCGCCAUCCUGAGAAUUAACCUUGUAAACCUACGCUGCACUCCCUCAAUAGCAAGAAUGUCCUUCCUCAAAUACAGUGUUGCAUUUUUUCUCUUACUUAUUUUAAAGUUAAGGACUAUUUUUCAUUCGCAGUAUUCACUCCUAUCAUAGAAAUAUAGAAUAUAGGUGCAGUAGGCCAUUCGGCCUUUCGUGCCAGCAACGCCAUUCAAUAUGAUCAUGGCUGAUCAUCCAAAUCAGUACCCUAUUCCUACUUUCUCCCCAUAUCCCUCGAUUCAUUUAGCCCUAAGAGCUAGAUCUAAUUAUCUCUUGAAAACAUCCAGUGAAUUGGCUUCCACUGCUUUCUGUGGCAGAGAAUUUCACAGAUUCACAACUGUGGGUGAAAGAGUUUUUCCUCAUCUCAGUCAUAAAUGGCCUACCCAUUAUUGUUAAACUGUGACCCCUGGUUCUGGACUCCCUCAACAUGAGGGAACAUUUUUUCUGCAUCUAGCCUGUCCAAUCCUUUAAGAUGAUGUUAUGACGCUGACACCACCACUAGACACAACCACCAGACAAUGGGAUCCCUCUGCAACCCAAACUAAUCAGUGGCUGGUCCUCCCAACAAAGUGCGAGGGAGGAAUGAAGCAGCGGUGGCAGGGUGGGCUGCAGGGAGGGUAACCCUGUGGCUGCAUCUCUUCUGUCUCUGCAGCGAGGCUCCCACUGCAUUGUCCUCGAACUUCGGCAGCAGCUGGCUGGCCUUCGACUUCACCUUACCGUGGUUCGUGACGACAAUCACCUCCGUCCCUUCACCCCUGGAAUUCUGUGCCUCCUGCCAGUCAGUGAUAGACAUGGGUGCCAUGUGGACAACUUACAAAAUGCAGUUAUAACCGAGGACUUGUACAGUGUUACUUGACUAUUUUCACAGCUUCUCCCAAGCCUACAAAAUGCUGGAGUAACUCUGCGGAACAGGCAGCAUCUCUGGAGAGAAGCAAUGGGCGACAUUUUAGGUCGAGACCCUCGUCCAGUCUGAAGAAGUGUCUCGACCCGAAACGUCACCCAUCCCUUCUCUCCAGAUAUGCUGCCUGUCCCGCUGAGUUACUCCAGCGUUUGUGUCUAUCUUCGGUUUAAACCAGCAUCUGCAGUUCCUUCCAACGCACUACAAUCCAGAGGGUCCAAUUCAAAAGGAGAUGAGCAGAAGAUGCACUGAGAUGCCACCAACCACAAGAUGGCCUCCAAGAUAAUAGGCAUUAUCCCAACUUGGAAAGAUAUCACCAUUCCUUCAUUGUCAUUGAGUCUAAAUCCUGACACUUUCCCCAUCAGCACUGUAGGACGAUGGUUCAAGUAGGUGGAUCAUGUUAUCUUUACGAGGCAAUUAGGAACAUAUGAGAUGUCCUAGUCAGCGAUGGCCGCAUUGUGUGAACAUAGUACAGUACAGUAUAGGAACAGACCCUUCAGCCCAUAACGUCCUUGCCUAACAUGAUACCACAUUAAACUGAUAUCCUCGGCUUACACGUGAUCCAUAACCCUCCAUACCCGACAUAACCAUAUGCACACGGAGGGGUAUGGACCUACACACCUCUUUAAUAAUCAAAUAAAGAAGCAAUGUUUGAAAAUAAUUGGAAAAUAUAUUUCUGUCUCCCUAUGAUUUUCUCCAGGGAUUGCUUAAAUCCUGGAGAUUAAUCCCUGUAGCCACUUUAGGCGACUCACGACCCAUACAGGCAUCGCCCCGCGACCAUAUGGGACAGGGGCUUGAAAGGCACACUGGAAGGUUGGCAACCCUAACACAAACACACAAAAAAAUCCCUGUUGAUAAAACAAACUUGAGGCAUCGCACAAGGCUUCAGAGAGCUUCUCGGAUAGGGUGGUAGUUCAAAAAAAAUUGCAGAAUUCCCAACUUUUUAUUGUGGGUGAAUAUGUUUAUUAAAAAUGUGGAAUAUUUGAAUAUUUUUUAAAUGUAUUGUAUCUUUCUAAAAUGUCAGAUAUCUUAAAGGAACCAACAUUUCUGUAUUGAAGUAUUUUUAAUACACUAUGACAUUUCUCCGUUUUCCAUUCCCCCCCCUCGAAGCAUUCCUGGUGUUGGUCGGGAAUUUUGUAUAUUGUGUUAGAGUUCAUGCCAAAAUAUGUGUUCGGUUGUCGUCUGUUGAAGAGCCAACCUGUCAUUUGAAAUAAUCAUUAACGAGAGGGGGGGGAAAGCUCAGAUUUGGCCAGUGUUGUCAGAUUCGUUAACCACAUGCGGCUGAUUGAUUUAUCCAGGAGUGGGCAAUUUUCUGACAGAUGAGCUACAUAACAAAUGAGUGUUUGUCACCAUCAUUGCAUGUGGUCCCUGUUCUUUUGCAUGGUGUAUGCAUGCAUAUUUUAAUAACCCUCUGUGCCUUGUUGGUAAAAUGGUAAGUUAAAAAGCAUCGUGUGCAAGUCUAACUCAAUCAUUGUGAUCGCUUCACAUUCAUUCUCACUAACAGGUGCUAGGGAUUUGUCAAAUAAAUAUCCAUGGGAUGCAUAGAUCUUUAUUGUGCGCGUGUUUGUGUGUUUGCGUGUGUGUGCCCAUGAGUUUGUUUGUAUGUGUAAGACCCUGAACACAAUUGGGUUAUGUAGUUAGAAUUGUCCUUAUGACCAGCCAGGAAUUUCCACCACUGAACAACACUGGACAAGCCUGUUCCCAUUAAAAACAAGCAGGGGUCUACUGGAGCUCAUGUGACAAGUGACAUGUAUUUGUUCAAGUUAACUUUAGUUUGAAAGUUUUCAAAGCACUCUGGAGUAGCUGCACCUCUGCGUGCAGUUGUCAGAAGAAAUUCACUUUUGAAUAUCUGCGUUGAAUUGACUGUACUUCCAAAAUGUAGUACACCCACCUCAUAGGUUCACGUUUCAAUCUGGAGGGUUGUGCACAACAUCUGGGGAGAACCUGAUCCAAUUUAGUUCACUUUAGAAGCACAGAGUGGGCCUGUCCACCGAAUCCACCCCAACUAUCGAUUGCCCGAAAACUAGUUCUAUAUCAUCCCACUUUCCUACACACAAGGGGCAAUUUACACAAGCCGAUUAACCUGUAAACCCGCACGUCUUUGAAAUGUGGGCGGAAACUGGAGCAUCUGGAGAAAACCCAUGCUGUCACAGAGAGAACGUACAAACUCCACACAGACAGCACCUGCAGUCGGGAUGGAACCCGGGUUUCCGGCGCUGUGAGGCAGCAGCUCUACCCCUGCGCCACUGUGCCGCGAUCGAGGGAGUUAGCCGCCUUCCCAGUGCAAAAUUAGACAAGCUCUGUUACGAUAUUUCAAAUGGAAUAGAGAACAUUCCCGUAGCAAUGGCCAAUAAUUAUCCUUCAAAUAUCAAAAAGCUAAUUAUUAACUUCAACGACCGUCCUAUUGGAUUCUACGUUAUAUCGAAGACUACACUUCUAAAGUAUUUCAUUGGCUACAAUGUACUUUAUGACACUGUGGAUGUUUCAGGAGCUAUAGAAAUGAAAGUUCCUUUAAUUUAUGCGUGUUGGGAGUUGGAGUUUGAUAGAAAGUCAGUGACAGGCAGGAUGUUUAUAAAACCACAGCGGGAAUGGAAGUUAGUCCAUUUUUCCUACCAUUCACCUCCAGAAAUAUAAUUUAAAUCUUAUUGCAUCAUCUGUAUGCUUUGGAGGUUGACAAUGUCUCUUGGCAAUAAAAGUAUUAAAAUAGACCCAGUCGAGGAUUUGCAUUGAUUUAAGCAGAAACUCAUCUUCAGUGUACAUCAGCCUAUGUACGGCACUUUGGAUUUCAAAACAUUGUUGUGAAUGGAACAUCAAUCCCUGAAUAAAGUCUUGUGUACUUGUAUUUUUAAACAUUGCUUAAAUGUACGUUUCUCAGAGUACGUUUUUUACGUUCUGGAAGACAUCCAUGCACUUAGCUGGAACGAACGUAAAGCAUUCCUCUUUGGAGCUACUGUGGGUUUUCGGCCACUCCCUGGAUGGGAGGCCAAUGCUUUGGCAUUCACUCAUCACCACCUGUGAAUGGUUGUUUCCCAGUGUUCACCCCGGUUACAAGGCAUAACGACAUCCUGAUUUUCAAUGUGGAGAAAAUGACGUCUGAGAACGAUUAUUUUCCAUAUUCCAAAUAGAAAGAGACAAAAAUAAAGCUUGACUUAAAAUUACUGAUUGCCAGACCCCCCACAAAAUAACAAGGCACAUACAGAAAGGGCUUUUGUCUGUGGCUAUACUCGAGACAUUUCUCUUUCAAUGUGUUGUCUGACCCAUAGAGUACACCCAAUGUUUUCUGAUAUGAUUUCAGAUUUCCAGCAUCUUGUCUUUGGUAUUUCAUGAAAAAUAAUAAUAUUUAAUCAAAAGUGAAACAAAAGCGACUUCUCUGAGUGCAACAGGUUUUUGAGGUUUUUGCCUUUGGAAAAGAAAGAAAAUCUGCAAGAUGAAAUAUGAAUUGUAUGAAUUGCUCCAGCCCUUGAUUUUUUUCAGUGGAAUGUGGAUCAAAUACAUAUAUACCGAUUAUAAUCUUUACAGGAGGAAUGGAUUUAAACCUCAAAGAAUAGGCAGUUCUUGCAUUAGCCAAGUGGCAGGGAAAGGUGUAAAAUCACUUUAUGUAUUUCAAUUCUCAUGAAAAAUAUAGUUUCACACCGACACAUGGGAUAUUGUCAUUUUAAGUUUCUUUCAAAGCUGUUGAAAAUAAAAUAUGCACCCUU
Messenger RNA from Leucoraja erinaceus (little skate), 6986 nucleotides. RefSeq names its product carbohydrate (keratan sulfate Gal-6) sulfotransferase 1 (gene chst1). Bases 266 to 1552 code for a protein of 428 amino acids. The record is from RefSeq and is a predicted model, not a curated record. Gene Ontology annotation, biological process: keratan sulfate proteoglycan metabolic process; N-acetylglucosamine metabolic process. Gene Ontology annotation, molecular function: N-acetylglucosamine 6-O-sulfotransferase activity; keratan sulfotransferase activity. The transcript has 2 exons. Lineage: Eukaryota; Metazoa; Chordata; Chondrichthyes; Rajiformes; Rajidae.